AUGAGGUGCCAUGGGGAUGAGACACUUCAAGACCUGCAGAUGAUGUUGUGCCUGGUGCUCUGCGAUCCGAGUGCCUCCAUUGGAUUCGGCGUGAAGAAGGUGGUGUCGAGCGCUCCGACCCGUGACCCAUUAGCUGUAGUUCAACACCCUCCCCAGGAGCUGCAGCUGCGCAAACCAUUCGCCGCUCUCAAAUCCAGGUUCCACGAAAAAUCGAAUGGCUCCCAGCCGGUGAAGGUUGUCUCGAAGCAUCACAUGCACCGUAUUCUGCUCACGACUAGACGGACCGGGAUACGAAGUCUACCAUACACCAACUUCGACACACCACUUGCCUUGUCGGCGCCGACCAACCCUGCCUGGCCACGAUUCCAGACCCUGGCCAAGACACGCUCACGCUCCAUCACCAACUCCAACAAAGGCAAGACCAACGCAAGUUCUGGCAACCUCUACGACUCCAGCUCGAUCACGGAAAAUAUUCAUAAGCUCGGCCGUAUAAGUCGCAGCUUCUUCCGUACAGCCGAACAUCGUCGCGCGUUCUCUGGCGCUUCCAUUCCUACAACCGCGACCAACUGCAUCAUGAACGGCGCCAAGGUUACCCGCUCCAAGCGCAAGGCGCCCACCAGCCCCGAGGGUCUGCGCCCGAACAAGCAGCAUCGUGCAUUGAACGGCAAGUUCUCUGCGGGUGAUAACACCCCUGACGUCGAACAUGAUGAGCCGGUCUACGUCGAGGAGGACGAGUACGACGAGGAGGAGGUUGCUCGGCUGAACCCCAUGUUCCCGGCUACGCAAGAGCCCGAGGCGUGGCAGCAUACCAUCGAGAACGUCAUUAGCAACGUUGUCUCGAUCAGGUUCUGCCAGACCUGUUCUUUCGAUACAGAUCCAGCUCUGACGAGCGAGGCCACUGGUUUCGUCGUCGACGCUGAGAAAGGAUACAUCCUGACGAAUCGUCACGUUGUUGGCUCCGGACCCUUCUGGGGCUUUGUCGUCUUUGAUAAUCACGAGGAGGUCGACGCCUACCCGGUCUACCGUGACCCCGUCCACGAUUUCGGCAUCCUACGGUUUGACCCCAAGGCCCUUCGCUACAUGGAUAUCCAGUCGCUGCAAUUGCGACCAGACUUGGCCAAGAUCGGUGUCGAAAUCCGUGUCGUCGGUAAUGAUGCUGGAGAGAAGCUCAGUAUCCUGUCUGGUUUCAUCUCGCGUCUCGACCGCAACGCGCCCGAGUACGGAGAGGGGUACAGCGACUUCAACACCUGCUACUACCAAGCCAACGCCGCAGCAAGCGGGAAAGUUCCGGCAGUCCUGUUGUCAAUAUUGACGGUCUCGCGAUUGCUCUGCAGGCUGGCGAGCGUGGCCGGCAAGAACACGCCCGAUCUCGAUACGUUUGUCGAGGUGAUGAAAGAGAUUCCUGAUCGUCGCAGGGUCGUCGUUACCUACAAGCACCUUCGUGACCUGCAUACUCUCAACACGACCGUUAUCAAUGUGGACAGGCAUUGGUCGGCCAAGAUGAAGAUGGCGGUGCGAAAUGACGAGACUGGCCUUUGGGACUUUUCCGAUCUGGGUGAUGCUUUGCCCCCGGUUCCGACGGUACCUCAGUCUGGCUCCUUCAUCCAGCUCGAGUACACAUCAAACCCUGCCGUUGCCGACCUGGUCCGCAGCUUUGUGCUUGUCAACUGUACCAUGCCAGUCAAACUGGACGGCUUCCCGAAGAAUCGCAAAUGGGGCAUGGGGCUCGUGAUAGACGCUGACAAGGGCCUUGUCAUCAUCUCGAGGGCUGUUGUCCCCCAUGAUCUUUGUGACGUAACGGUCAGCAUCGCCGAUACGAUUUUCGUGGACGGCAAGGUUGUUUUCCUGCAUCCGCUGCAAAACUAUGCCAUCAUCCAGUACGACCCAAAACUUGUAGAUGCGCCUGUGCUGAGCGCCAAGCUGAGCAGCGAGCCCAUCUCUCAGGGAGCGUCCACCAACUUUAUCGGUUACAACAGACUGGGCCGCAUCGUGCAUGCGACGACAACAGUGACGGAGAUCACACCAGUGGCGAUUCCUGCUAAUUCGGGAGCGCCAAGGUACCGCGCUGUCAAUGUUGACGCCAUCACUGUCGACACGAGUCUCAGCAGCCAGUGUGGUAGCGGCGUUUUGGUCGCAGCUGAUGGUUCUGUGCAGGCCCUAUGGCUGACGUACCUCGGAGAGCGCUCGCCGGUCAGCAACCGCGACGAGGAGUACCAUCUUGGUCUCGCGACACCGACACUGUUGCCGGUGAUCUCUCAGAUCCAGCAGGGUGUUCUGCCCAAACUCAGACUACUCCCUGUGGAGUUCCGUGCCAUCAAGCUUUUGCAGGCGCGUGACAUGGGCGUCUCGGACGAGUGGAUUCGCAAGGUCACCGAGGCCAACAAGACGCACCACCAGCUCUUCAUGGUCAGCAACCGCACCUUUGAACGGACGGAGCAGCCCGGCGCGCUGCUCGAGGGCGACAUCGUCCUCAGCCUCAACGGCAAGGUGAUUACGAGGGUGUCAGAGCUCGACGUCAUGUAUUCGCAUGAGGUUAUCGAGGCUGUCGUCGUGCGUGUUAAGCAAGAAAUGACGAUCCAGGUGCACACAUCGGCCGCGGACGAUGUCGAGACGGACCACGCCGUGUCAUUCUGUGGAGCCGUCCUCCAGAGGCCGCAUCAUGCCGUCAGGCAGCAGAUCAGCAAGCUGCACAGCGAGGUCUACGUCUCGGCACGCACGAGGGGCUCCCCUUCGUACCAGUACGGCCUUGCUCCCACCAACUUCAUCACCCACGUCAAUGACAAGCCGACGCACGACCUGCCGGCCUUUCUCGCCGCGGUGGAAAACAUCCCGGACAAUACUUAUUUCCGCCUAAGAGCCUGCACGUUCGACUGUGUGCCAUGGGUCAUCACGAUGAAGAAGAACGAGCACUAUUUCCCGACCAUGGAGUGGAUCAAGGACGCGUCGGACCCUUCAGGCUGGCGACGCAAGACGUACGAGCACGGCAAGGUGUUCGAUGGCGAGACCGUCGACGGCAUCAACGCCGCCACGGGUGAGGACGCGGAUAUGGGCGAGGAGGACAUCUUGCCGGCAUGA
Verticillium alfalfae VaMs.102 is the source of this 3075-nucleotide messenger RNA. RefSeq names its product PDZ domain-containing protein. Gene Ontology annotation, biological process: proteolysis. Gene Ontology annotation, molecular function: protein binding; serine-type endopeptidase activity. Bases 1 to 3075 code for a protein of 1024 amino acids. The transcript is spliced from 6 exons. NCBI's taxonomy places the organism in Eukaryota, Fungi, Ascomycota, Sordariomycetes, Glomerellales, Plectosphaerellaceae. The record is from RefSeq and is a predicted model, not a curated record.